GUCUAUUAAAUCCGGAAAUAUCAGGGAAUAGGAAAUAUCAUUAAGUGGAAACAUUAAUUUAAUCAUGAAUCGAACAAAACCAAAAGUUAUAGAAUAAGCAGCAUGGAGUAAAAGAAGAUUAUAUACGUAUUUUUGAUCGGACCACAGAUAUGCCCAGUAAGAAGAAAGAAUCGAAAUCAGGGCAACAAAGUGCCUCGUGGGAGAAACCAGAUGACGUUCUUCAAGCAGUUAUACUGGCAGACAGUUUCAACUUCAGAUUUCUGCCUAUAACGUUGGAAAAACCAAGGGCCUUACUCCCUUUGGUCAACUACACACUACUUGAUUAUACAGUAGACUUUUUGAUUGGCUCUGGAAUCAAAGAAAUAUUUGUCUUUUGCUCCUCCCAUGCAAAACAGAUUAUCAAUUUUAUCAAAGAUCCAGAGUGGGUUGCAAAACAUUCAACAUGCACAUUUCAUACUAUAUUAUCUGAAGGAUGCAUGUCAAUGGGAGAUGCAUUAAGGGAAAUUGACAGGCAGGCUUUUAUCAAGACGGAUUUCAUUCUUGUUAAUGGCGAUCUAGUUUCGAACAUAAAAUUGGAUAAGGUUUUAAAAGAGCACAAAGAAAGAAGGCAGAAAAGCAAAUCAUCCAUAAUGACAAUGAUUUAUAAGCAGGCUGCUCCUGACCAUAAAACAAGAUCUUUAGAAGAUGAUGUAUUCCUUGCCAUCGAGUCAACUUCGAACAGGAUACUUCAUUGGGAGAAGACUCGCAAGAAAAACAAGUUUUCACUCCCUUUGGAAUUGUUCAUAGAAAAUAAGGAUGUUAAGCUCAGAUACGACCUGCUAGAUUGUGGCAUUAGUAUCUGCUCGACAGAGGUACCUCAAUUAUUUACGGAUAAUUUUGAUUACCAAACCAAAGAUGACUUCGUUCGUGGAAUAAUCAUCAAUGAAGAGGUGAUGGGAAAUAAGAUUCACUCUUACGUUGUGGACGUUGAAUAUGGUGCAAGAGUAACGAAUAUCCAGAUGUAUGAUUCAAUAAGCAAGGACAUAAUCCGUCGAUGGGCUUAUCCAGUUGUUCCAGACAACAGUAUUUUACAUUCAAAUAAUACAUACAUGUAUAAUAGACAUAAUGUGUAUUUUGGAACUGGCGUGAUCUUUGCAAGGGAUUGUAUAUUAGAGCAAGACGUCGUAGUUGGGUCUGGAUCUAGUGUUGGAACAGGAAGCGUUAUACGAAAUUCAGUCAUUGGAAAACAGUGUGUAAUAGGUGAUAAUGUUGUAAUAGAAGAUUCGUACAUAUGGGAUGGUGUGAAGAUUGAAAACAACUGCCGCAUAUCAAAAUCUAUACUCUGCGAUAAUGUUGUAGUUAAACAAAACGUCACAACACAAAAAGGAUGCGUCCUAUCAUUUAAUGUUGUUGUUGGUCCAGACAUAAACUUAAGUUCAGGAAUAAAAAUAACUUUGAAAAUUGAUGAAAACAAGGAUGAUUUUGGCAUGGAGAAACUAUCCUUAGAGGAAAAACCUAACGCAGAGUCGUACAAUCCCGAGGAUGUGGGCAGCGAUGGUCGUGGAUAUGUUUGGAAAAAAGAGAUUGAUUCUGACGGCGAAGACGAACAGGAGUUAAUUGACCUUUGGGGUCGAAGUAGUGAAAAUAUAAGUAACGAGAGCGAAAGCAGUGAUGAUUCGUUCUCUGCAGAAAGUCCGACGGCCAGUCCUCCACCCGAGGAUUCAAAAUUAUUUUAUAAUGAGGUUUUGGAUACGGUUCGUAAUGGCAUUGCCAAUAAGGUGAAUCCUGAUAAUUUGGUGCUGGAAAUCAACGCCUCAAAAUAUGCGUACAACGUGACAUUCCACGAACUAAAUCACGCAGUAACGAAGACCUUUUUGGAGUGCUUGCUCUCUGACUACACGACGUAUCAACAAGACGUCCUCAAGGAUAUAAAAAAAGCUGUGGUCCAUUUUCAUCCGGUGUUUUCACAUUAUAUGAAAGAAAGUGAAAAUCAGAGAAUUGGAAUUCAAGCGGCAGAGGAAUUUUUCAUUCAAAACGAAGAAAUGUCGCCUGCGUUUCAGAGCUUCUUACAUUUAAUGUACGAUCGAGAAGUGUUCGACGAGAAUGUCAUACUUGAUUGGUUCAAGUCUCCUGUCGAUGACUCUAUUGGGAAUGAAAACCCGAAAAAAAUUCGAGACCAGGUGUCCAGGUUCAUAAAGUGGCUAGAAGAGGCUGAGGAGGAGUCGGACGAUUAAGAGUUAACAAUAAAUUCAGAGGGUGUCGAAAAAAUCACCCACGGGCAUUUCGCGCAUUUAUGGCCUUCCUUCUUCCACAGAGAUCAAAUCCCCUUUUACUCAAGGAAAUUUUUGUUCAAUUGUAGCAUCCCAGUUUUGAUCUACCUGCAUCAUCCUGACGUUUUAACAAUGAUUGAAUUGAGAGGUGGGAAUAUACCCCGGUCUACGGGUAUAUGCAGGUAGAAAAUUUGAAUGAAAUAUUUCGUUUAGAGGGCAUUCGUCAAGACCUGAUCUUCGUCAGUAACUGUCCUCGAAGGCCUUCGUCUUUCUUAGGUAGUUAAAAAUACUACAUUUGAUUUUUCGGGUGCCGCUACGCUACUUCCUGAUUAACCUCUCCACUGAGGCCACGUAUAUAGACGCACGUUAGGGGGAGGCGGAGAACAUGCUCCACGUUCUUAGGGUGAAACUCUACUUCGCUUAUAGCAUGCAUGGGCAGCGUCCAUGGAAGAAAUUUGCAGAAGACAUCUAGGAAAGAAAAUUUGCAACGAGCUUUGAAGAUAAUUUGAAACUUGUAAUAAGAAUAAUUUGAAUUUUUUGUUAUUUGGCAAUUCUGGGUAUUUAGCUUCUGCAGAGACGAUUUUCUGACCGUUAACGCGCGCUCAGUGCUGUACCGCGAAAUACUUCCAAGAGCCUGGGAACGAGGCUGAUGUUAGCUCUGAUUGAAUGCGUUUUGAGAAAUAAAGUGAAAAGCAUAAUUAUUACCAAAAAAAAAAGGAAUGCGUUUCGUUCUCAAGGGAAAGGGGCGAAUUGAAACUCGUUAAAAAAAUGCUACGUCAGAAUAGAAAAAACAGAAAAUAGCCGAAGCAAUAUGAUUUUUAACGGCACCAUUUAACAAGAUAAGAUAACCUACAUCAUACAAACUGUAUACUAUUUGUUAUAAAAAGGGAGAUUAGUGUUACCGAGAAGUAUUAAAAAAUAAA
This is a messenger RNA of Dendronephthya gigantea, 3172 nucleotides long. RefSeq names its product translation initiation factor eIF-2B subunit epsilon-like. Gene Ontology annotation, molecular function: guanyl-nucleotide exchange factor activity; translation initiation factor activity; translation initiation factor binding. The coding region runs from base 150 to 2213 and encodes 687 amino acids. Gene Ontology annotation, biological process: biosynthetic process. The record is from RefSeq and is a predicted model, not a curated record. Lineage: Eukaryota; Metazoa; Cnidaria; Anthozoa; Malacalcyonacea; Nephtheidae. The transcript has 21 exons. Gene Ontology annotation, cellular component: eukaryotic translation initiation factor 2B complex.